UUUUUCUGCUGUGGUCAGGAGUAUAUCAACUCUUCAACAUCUCUUUGCUGUGUGGACAAUGAAGGAAAUCCCACAAUACACCCUUCUGGCAAUGCCACAAUAAAGCUGCAGUGCUGUGGAUCUACGGUCAUACACCAUGAAGAGGAAUGCUGCAAUGGGAUUGGCUUUGACCCCCAGCGUCACGUGUGUGCUGACCAACCCACACCAGGCCUCUUUAUUCCACACCAGUGUUUGCAGGGCGCUGUGUGUCCCGUAGCUGCGGCAGCAACAGCUUACUGUGGCUCCUGUGACCUUGAUCCAUCUCUGGCUGCCUGCACAUGGGUCCUGACUGCACACACGCACCCUGACACACCAUUCACAGAACACUCUCCAUUCAUCAGCACCACACCGAAAGACCUCACUAUGGGCCUGUCGACACAUACAAACAGAAGUAAUAACACUUACAAAAUGGUUGACACGUACACUAACACACACUCCGUUUCUGAAAGAAGUCUUUGCCCCACACAUGAAGAGGUAGUGUACAGCGGAGAUGCCAGCAUUUACACCUAUACAGACUCUGACCUGGAGCCCUUUACUACUUAUGAGUAUAGAGUGAGGGGCUGGAACAGCUUUGGUCGGGGCUCCAGCAAUGUCACAAAAGUUAGGACCAGUGAAGACAAACCAUGGGGAGUGGCCCCACCGCGCUGGAAUCGCCUUGGUGACCGAGAUGACAUCAUCCAGCUCCAAUGGCAAGCUCCUGCCAGGCCUAAUGGCGUGAUCACCCACUAUGUUAUACUGCGGGAUGGACGUGAGCGUUACCGUGGAGAUGAAAACAGUUUUACUGAUGUUGGUGGGAUCGGGCCUUUUCAAGAAUACAGUUACCAGCUGAGGGCUUGUAAUCGGGCUGGUUGUACUGACAGUACAAAGGUGGUGGCGUUGACAGUCCAGGGAGUCCCAGAGGACGUCCAGCCUCCGAUCAUAACAGCUGAAAGCCCCUCUGCCCUCCACCUGAGCUGGUCUGAACCCUCUCGUCAGAAUGGAAUCAUCCGGCAGUACCACUUAAACCAGACCGGUGUUGGGACCAUAUUUACCCACGCUGGUGGACCCAGAAAUUAUACUGUGACGGGUCUGCAGCCAUACACUGACUACGUUUUUGUGCUGGUGGCCUGUACAUCUGUUGGGUGUGGAGCCAGCCGGCCAUCUAAAGGACGCACCCUGGAAGCCGCACCUGCUGGUGUAUGGUCAAGGCCAAGACACUUGAUAAGAAAUACCUCUGCGGUGGAACUGUACUGGGACCAGCCAGAUCAGCCGAAUGGACACAUCCUCCAGUACAGGCUGAUCAGAGAUGGCCUCACAGUUUUUACCGGAAACUACCGUGACCAGAAUUAUACCGACACUGGACUCCUUCCAAAACACAGGUACUUGUAUGAGCUGGAGGCAAGUACCAAGGGUGGGAUUGGUCUGAGCGACAAAUACGCUUUGCAAACACCAGUCUCCUGCCCCGCUGGAAUCCCACCUCCCCAAAAUGUGACAGUGUCAGGCCCCUUCUCCAUCUCUCUUUCCUGGUCUUCUCCAGCUCAAGUAAACAGCAGGCAGCCUGUGAUCUACAACAUCCUACUGAAUCCAGAGAGUCACAGUGCCAUAACACGUCAUGCUGGGCAAGACUUGCACAUCUCUGUGACAGGUCUACAGCCGUUCAGCUCUUAUUACAUAAGAGUGCAGGCCUGUCAGAGAGGGGGAUGUGGAGUGGGAGACGGUGUUUAUGUUAAGACUCUAGAAACUACCCCAGAAGAUCUGUUGGCCCCUACAGCAAAGGCAGCUGGGGCUCAAGUCAUAGAGAUCAACUGGUCACCCCCGUUAAAGCCAAAUGGACUCAUCACCUCCUACCAUAUAUACAGGCGUCCAUUAGGAACAGAGGAGGAGCUGCUGAUCUACAUCUGGUCCAGUGGCCCACUUGAGUUUGUUGAUGCGAGUCCCUCCCUACGGCCUUACAGCUACUUCCAGUAUAGGGUUCGAGCACACAACUCUAAAGGCUCAGUUCUGAGUCAGUGGACAUUAUCCCAGACGUUACAGACCAUACCGCAAGAUAUGGGCCCUCCUGUUGCCACGCCCUCUGGUGCUUACUCAAUUCAUCUGAAAUGGAGUGAACCAGGACAGCCAAAUGGUCUCAUUUCCCAUUAUAGACUGGUUUACAAGAAACACCAACAGGAUCCAACAAUCAACUCAACCACUGUUACAGCUCUCACCGUCGAGGAUUCGGUCUUCGAGGCAACAGUCUACGGAUUUGAACCAUACAGUCAGUACAGUCUCUGUGUGGAAACUGUGAAUGGAGCAGGAAGUGUUUUUAGCCCAUGGGUGGACAUUAGGACCCUUGAGGCCUUCCCCUCUGGCUUGGUGAACUUCACAGUUGAACAUAGAGAGCAGGGCAGGGCAUUGCUCCUCAGCUGGGAUGAACCACGUGCUCCGAAUGGAGUCAUCACGAUGUAUAACUUGUACAGUGAGGGGAACCUGGAGUUCAGCGGGCUUUCACGUAGUUUCCUUUUCCGUCGUCUGGAGCCAUGGACAAUGUAUUCUCUGAUUCUUGAAGCUUGUACCUCUGCAGGAUGCACACGCACCCCUCCUCAGCAUAUCACCACAGCAGCAGCACCGCCUGCUUCUCAGCUCCCUCCCAGGCCUCUCUCCAUUGGCCCAGACCAAGUGUCCCUUACCUGGGGACCUCCCUCACAGCCCAAUGGGCCAAUUGGAGAGUAUUCCUUACUUGGGAGAAGUAUUGAAGAAAAAGGAAUGGCACGAAGUAAUGAGGAAGAUGCAGGCAAGGGGAAAGUGCUCUUUAGAGAAAUGCCCCCACAAGAAGCAGAAACCUUAUCCUUCACAGUAACUGGUUUGCGUCCCUGGACACAAUAUGAGUUCAGUGUCUGCACUCACAAUCCAGCAGGACACACAUGCAGCCCCUGGGUAACAAUAACAACCAGGCAAGCCCCACCCCAUGGUCUCACUGCUCCAACAGUGCGUCAUCUCUAUGGCCGACCCACUGAGGCUGAAGUGUCCUGGACUCCUCCUUUGGAGCCAAAUGGGGUUCUUAAGUCCUACAGGAUUCAAAGGAACAACGUCAGUUUCUCAUUCAGCUUUGACCCAACUGUCCUAGCAUACACAGACGUAGACCUGCAGCCAUUUUCAACUUAUAGCUACUCGGUGAUUGCCUGCACGUCUGAGGGAUGUACCACCAGCCCUCAGACAAACAUAACAACAUUGGAGGCCCCCCCAGCGUCAGUGGAGGCUCCCAUUGUGAAUGUCAUCACAUCCAACAGCAUAAACAUUUCUUGGGUUAAACCGCUGAUGCAGAAUGGAGAAGUGAAAGAAUAUGUGCUAAAACUGAACAACAUGGAGGCUUAUCGCGGGACAGACCACAGUGCAGUGUUGUCGGGUCUUAAGCCACAUACACCAUAUCAUCUGCUUUUGUUGGCUUGUACCAGUGGCGGUUGCUCGACCAGUGUCCCAGUGUCCACUGUUACUGAGGAGGCUCCUCCCACUGAUCUGGCCUCCCCGAUUCUUAAGGUCACUGGUCCAGAGUCAGUGGAGAUAAGCUGGACACCACCAGAACACCCCAAUGGCAUAAUCACUGGGUAUGAACUUCGGAGAGAUGGUGAAGUUGUCUAUAUUGGCACAGAGACUCGUUAUCACGACUUCACACUUCAGGCAAGUGUGGAAUAUAACUACGUUGUCAGGGCCAACAACAGCAGAGGGGCCGUGAGCAGCGAGGUAGCCAUAGCAAAGACCCACCCAUCAGCUCCUUCUGGGGUGGGUCCCCCAGCACUAACAGCCCUGGCAGCAAGUCAGGUGAGAGUAGAGUGGCAGACUCCAGUCCGUCCGAAUGGAGACAUAGUGAGUUACACUGUGUAUCUGAGGGAUCCAGUCCAUCUUAGCAUCAAUAGCACUGUGUUCACUCCAGACGAUAGUGCCUUCUCUGAGAGAUUCACAACUCUACAUGGGCUGGCCCCUUACCACAGGUAUGAGGUGAGAAUUGAGGCUUGCACAGCACUGGGAUGCUCUUCCAGUGACUGGUCCUCCAUACUCACGCUGGAGGCUCCCCCUGCUGGACAGAUGGCCCCUCUGUUAGACCUCCAACUUGACAUGCACACCAGCCUGCAAACAAGCUUUCUGCUCACCUGGUCUCCUCCGGUUCAGCCGAAUGGUAAAAUUCAGCAUUACGAGGUGCAUCGCUGGCUGAACAUCACUGAUGACACCCUCAGAAGUGAUGCAGCAAAAGUUGUCUACAGAAAUGUCUCUCCUUCAUACAAAGAUAGCGGACUCCACCCCUACACAGUAUACCACUAUCAGGUGUGGGCAGUGAACUCGGCUGGUUAUUCUGCCAGUCCUUGGGUCAGUGGGAGAACGGGACCUGCCCCACCCGAGGGCGUUGCUCCGCCUGUUUUCCUGCGUGUUUCAGCAACCUCAGCAGUGGUGGACAUCCAUCCUCCGGCUGAGCCCAAUGGAAUUGUUAGUCUCUACAGAGUGUUCUCAUUGGACCACAACAAUCGGACUCUGCUCUCAGAGGGUACUUCCCUUCAGCAGAUUCUUCAUAGUUUGCGUCCGUACACUCACUACUGGGUUGGGGUUGAGGCCUGCACCUGUUACCAGUGCUGUAGCCAGGGUCCUUUGAGAAAACUCCACACCCUUGCAGCUCCCCCCGAUGACCAGCCGCCUCCUCGCCUUAUCGCUCUGACCUCUCGCUCCGUUCAGCUGGAAUGGGAUGAGCCUUUUGCACCUAAUGGAGUCAUUGAAAGCUGUGAGCUUCAUUUCAGGUCAUCCUGCCCACAGCCUGCCCAGCCCAUACCAUUCCAUUGCACUGAAGGACCAAUAAAAAUCAGUUUCUUUGGUAAAAAGAGGACCUACAACGUAACAGGUCUCCGGCCAUACUCCAGCUAUGAUGUGAGAGCUGCCUGUUUCAAUAACAUGGGCAGCACUGCCUCCAACUGGACUACAGUGAGCACACUCAGCGAAGCCCCCCAGUAUGUGUCCCCUUUUACGGUGGACAGUAACCUCACAGUUAUUUGGCUGGACUGGAGGGAUACCUUUUCUCUCAACGGAUACCUGAAGGAGUACACUGUGACAGAGAGCCAGUUGAGGGUCUACACUGGCUUUUACAGUUAUCUUCAUAUUCCUCGCACCUCGCAGAAAACUCUAUCAUUUCAGGUGUCCUGUACCACAGACAGUGGCAGUGCCAGCACUCCCACCAUAAGAUACAGCCCAGCCUCGGGCCUAGGUCCACUUGAACCAGUGGAUACGGGUAAACAGGGUGUCAGCAUGUCAGCUACACCCGUUUACUCAGAACUGUGGUUCAUCCUGCUGUUUGCCCUGCUGGGUCUGUUUCUACUUGCCAUACUGCUGGGAUUAGUGCUCCAAAGAGCCUUGAGGAAAACUCCAUCAGCUCGAGAGCGCCCUCCACUGGUCAUGCUCCAGAAAACCAGAAAGGCCGGAGGAGAAACGUACACGAGGCCCUCUCCUGAGCUGUGCUCUAAACAUCUCUACAGCUCUAUGCUCUUCUCUGGCACAGGUAUGACAGACACAAAGAUCAGCGGCAGCAGCUCAUGCUUCAGCCCCAUGUCUGUCCUGCAGGCACCCAGCCACACAGAGCUCAGUCAGGGUUUCUCCCAGCAUUCCCUGCACCGCAGCGUCAGUCAGCUGAUUGACAGGAAGUCUCUGAUGAUGGAGGAAGGAAGCUGGGAUAACCCACUUGGACAUGAUUCUGGACUGUAUGUGGAGGAAGAUGAACUUGUGGACACCAUUAAGGCCUUAAGUUCUGUGAAGAAGGAGCACACCAUGUUCACCGACACCCAUCUUUAAAACAAGGUUCCUACACAUCUAAAGUAUGAACUGAUGCUAUUUGGUAUUGUUUUGUUGCCGGCUAGAUUAGGCCUAACAGCCUUAAUGUCUACAUUUUAGCAGAUACCAAUUUACAGGUUCAUUGUGAAGCCUCUGAGAUGAAAAUGCAUCCACAUCCAGAGUAUGUUGCAUUAAAGCAGUCCUUGUAGGGUGUUUUAUGAAUCUUCUUGUUAUCUCUGCCUGUAGUAGUUAGCCGCUAGAUCACCUUUAAUAAGCUCAACUCCUACUGUCUAUAAUCAGAUCCAUCCAGAAAUGUGUUCAAGUCAGUCAAAUAGUGACUAAUCUGAGUAAGAAUAUACGUUAUCAGCAGCAUUUGUGUGUUAAUUUGUGAAAAGACACAUGGCCUUGAUGUUAUUUUCUCUAAAAUGCCAAUUCUUUUUUAUUUAAAUGUGGCUGGGAGUCACAGAUGUGCCCUCUUAUUGUUGUGAUUACUGUAUGUGAUGUAACUUCAACUUCUAAUGAGACUGUUUUACAUGGGGAUGUCUUUCUGUUUACUGUUGUUUGUAAUGUAGAAGAACAAGUCAGAUAGUUAAAUCAGUCAGUAAGCAUGGCUAAACAGUUUAUUUGUGGCUUCAAGUAACUCGUCUUUAAGUCAACAACACAAUUAGUUGAAAGUAAAAAAUCUUUGCAAUAUGCUGUUUUGUUAGUUUUUAAACAUUGUCUUUAGUUUUCACAGCUUGGCCUAGAAACAGUAUUAUCAGUGGGAAACGUUUAUGGAUUAUAAUGUUUUUGUGUACGAUAAUGAAGUCUGUGACGACAUUUUUUUAUACUUGCAGUAUUAUUUAUGGUUGUUUUAAGAAACUCUUAUUUAUAGAUGAAUAAUGGAUCAAUGCUCUUGUAGUUUC
This is a messenger RNA of Menidia menidia (Atlantic silverside), 6707 nucleotides long. NCBI's taxonomy places the organism in Eukaryota, Metazoa, Chordata, Actinopteri, Atheriniformes, Atherinopsidae. The record is from the annotation of a GenBank genome assembly.